UUGUCGAGUCAAGCACCUAUCUCCUUCCUUCGUCCCCGCUGCAUACAACUUAUUGAUAAACUAUAUAUGGUUUUUACGUGACUAAUGUUCUUAUUUAUUAUUUAUAAUAUUUAUAUAUAUAAGUGAAAGUGCCGUGAAGUUAAAAACUACAAUGUGGACCGACUGUGUCCAUAUCCUAUGUGUUGUUUUCCCGUAUGUAAUUGGUGGGUCAGCACUUCUUUCUGUACCACCACAGAUAAAACAAGAAAUUGCAAGUUACAAAGAUAUUGCCAAUGAAAUCAUCAAUCUCUCUGUAAGUGGUGCCGCUCAGAACCAAAGCUACAACAGACUUGCUAAAUUUGUGGAUAAAUUUGGCAGCAGGAUUGCUGGCUCUCAAAACUUUGAACAUGCAGUUGACUAUAUGCUUCAAGUUCUAGCUGAUGAUAAGUUGGAAAAUGUACAUGGAGAAGAUGCCAUGGUGACACACUGGGUGAGAGGAAAUGAGUCUGCUACCAUGCUAAAACCAAGAGUGUAUAAUUUGGCUAUGUUGGGAUUAGGUGGUAGCAUAGCAACCCCACCUCAAGGAAUCACAGCAGAAGUAUUGGUUGUCAAUUCAUUUGAUGAAUUACAUAACAAAUCAAGAGAGGCUAAAGGAAAAAUUAUAGUUUAUAACGAAGAUUAUGAAGGGUAUCCUACAUCAGUGGCUUAUCGAGAUUACGGGGCUAAAGAAGCCGCAAUGGUUGGUGGUGUUGCAUCACUGAUAAGAUCAAUUGCGCCAUUCUCCAUUCAUAGUCCACACACUGGUUGGCAGGAUUAUGAUCCCAAAGUGAAAAAAGUCCCAACAGCCUGUAUUACAAUUGAAGAUGCCCAAAUGCUUGCAAGAAUGGCAGCCAGAGGAACAAAAAUUGUGAUUCAUUUGAAAAUGGAAGCAAAAUCUUUACCACAAGUGAAAUCUCGAAAUACAAUAGCUGAAAUUAAAGGAAGCAAGUAUCCAGAACAGAUUGUUCUAAUAAGUGGUCAUUUAGACAGCUGGGAUGUUGGACAGGGUGCGAUGGAUGAUGGCGGUGGUGCCUUCAUUUCUUGGCAGGCACUGUCUCUAAUGCGACAGUUGGGUCUGAGACCAAAGCGAACUCUGCAGAUGGUGAUGUGGACAGGAGAAGAAGAAGGAGGAUUAGGAGGCCAGGCUUAUUACAAUACACACAAAAAGAACAUUAGUAACUACAACAUUGUGAUGGAAUCAGAUAUGGGUACUUUUACACCAACUGGAAUCUGGUUUACAGGUUCUGACGCAGCCCGUGCCAUUGUUAACACAGUAGUUCAAUUACUAAAACCAAUCAAUGCAACCAUGCUGUAUAAAGGAGCGGAGGGCACAGAUAUACAACUAUGGAUGAAUGAUGGAGUGCCAGGAGCAUCACUUGCUAAUGAACAUCCGGAAUAUUUCUGGUUUCACCACUCUGAUGGUGAUACAAUGACUGUUAUGGAUCCUCAUCAAAUGGAUCUAUGUGCUGCUGCCUGGGCUGUGGUCUCUUAUGUCUUAGCUGAUAUGGAGGAUAUGUUGCCAAGAUAAAGAAGAUUGACUGGGGCUAUGUCAUCACAAUGCACUUAUGUCUGUACUUAUAUACUCAGGCUGAAAUACCAUUUGGAACACAGAUACUGUAAAACCAUUUAUUUUUAGGCUUUUAAUUUCAUUGUUUUGAGCAAUUUCACUGGGUUUUUAAUUUUACAAACUUGGCAGAGAAACACUUUGUUCUAUUGUUAUUCUACAUGUUCACAUAUAUUUAAUUUAGUGAAUUUUACUUAUCAUUGGAAAUAAAAACCAGUGAAUAAUUAAA
Molecule: messenger RNA, 1811 nt
Organism: Saccoglossus kowalevskii
Lineage: Eukaryota; Metazoa; Hemichordata; Enteropneusta; Harrimaniidae
Product: carboxypeptidase Q-like
Biological process (GO): peptide catabolic process; proteolysis
Molecular function (GO): metallodipeptidase activity
Source: RefSeq, a predicted model, not a curated record